Messenger RNA from Paramecium sonneborni, 326 nucleotides. Lineage: Eukaryota; Ciliophora; Oligohymenophorea; Peniculida; Parameciidae. The record is from the annotation of a GenBank genome assembly.
AUGCAAAUAAACUCAUAGUAGACCAAAAACGAAAUUUCUGAAUCCCCUCCUCAUAAAUCCGAACAUUUACUUGAUGAAAUUUGUUAAAAAUUAAAUCAAAUUUGCACUACUUCUGUCUAAAUUUCAGGCAGAAUCAUAUAAGUUUAAAGAAUACCUUAUUUAGAAAGAAAAGAAAAAAUAAAAGAAGAAGUACUUAGAAUUCCAGAGACAAAAAUAAAAUUUCAAAGUAAUUUGAAACUGAAGAAUGCAUUUCCUAACUAAUUUAAAUAGAGUAACUUUUUUUAGAUCUUUCAAAUGUUAAAGAAUUAGUAUCAAUUUUAGAAUGA